This is a messenger RNA of Trichobilharzia szidati, 3573 nucleotides long. NCBI's taxonomy places the organism in Eukaryota, Metazoa, Platyhelminthes, Trematoda, Strigeidida, Schistosomatidae. The record is from the annotation of a GenBank genome assembly.
AUGACAGUUAUUCUGGAUGACUACAAUACUAAGCAAUAUAUCACUAGCAUUCCUGAUAAGCUAAUCGAUGAUAAUUUACAAUGCCAUGAAUUCACAGAUCCUCCACAAGUCGUGAUCUUCAAACUUGCAACUGUAUUAUACACGGACAGUGAGAGAACGCCGUAUAUUUGGCAGCCUGAUUUGUCCAACACAUCAUCAAAUGUAUACAUUAAUCUAGCUCAAACAUUUUGCAACAAGAUUUUGGACAUUUUCAAUCUAUGGAAUCCAGUUGCUUCCAAAGGAGCUCGAUGCUACAAUGUUGUAUUCGUACCAGUUGAUUUUGUAAUUCUUGAGAAAAGACAGUUGAAUGUAACUGGUACUGAGCGACAGAAUGCCACUCAAGGUGUACAGGGGAACGCAGAUAUCGAUUUGAUGCCAACGAAUGAGACAAAUCUGAAUGAAACGCAGUUGGUUGAAAUCCUAUCCUCUGUUCAAAAUCAGUCAAAUGUAACUUCGGAUACAUAUUUUUUCAAUAUACAAGCAAUUAGGACUUAUCCAGAACCUACAGUGAUGAUGGUGUCAUCAGCACCUUUGGCACAGACGACAAGAGAAUUGCAAGAAGUAACUGAAAGUUUGUUAAACUUCACAUCAACAACUACGACUGAUGGGUAUUUUACUUCCCAAGUUUAUACAUCAGGUAUUUUCAACACUACAGAGACAAUAAGCACCACAGCCAGCUCAGAUACAGCUACAACAACAGCAGCGUUUGACAGUAAUUUAACCUCAUCUACACAAAGCGUUGACAUCAAAUUCACAAACACAUCAUUCACUUCAGCAUUACCCGUAACACCCAGUGAUGGGUUCUCAUGGGAGUUUUUCGAAAACACUUUACCACCAAGAGUUGACAAUCCUUUAGUUGGUGAAAUGAAGGCAUUCAUCUUUUCAGCAGAGACAUCACUUCCGAUAAACUGGACAGAUGAUUUAAUGAAUAAAUCCAGCGUACUUUACAAGAAUUUAGCAUCAGAAGUUAUUUAUUUAAUUUCAAGAAGUUUACGGUUGGGUGAUAGGGAAAUUUCGCUACUAUUCGAUAUCCUUAACACAACAUUUGUCCAAUCUGCCAUCCACUCUCAAUUAAUCAGUACGGAUCAAGGUGUAUUGGUGACAGUUACAAUGGAAUUCAUGUCACUUAAAGCUUCACGACUAAAUGACUCUGAGAUUACAAUGAUCUUCCAUGAUGGAUGGAGAAAGUUGAAUGUUACUUCUGGAAUAGUUUUAGAUAAUAUUCAAUUUUCGCGUUAUGUGAUAAUAACUACCUCUACUACUGCUACAAUAGAAACGCUUUCUAUCAGUCCAUCUGCAAGUUCUACUGAAGUUGUCUUCACGGAAACAGAAAUUGAAGAUUAUCUUAUCGGAGAUAUUCAUGCCAUUCUGUAUACAGCGGAAAGUUUGAUGCCAGUAGAAUGGUCAGAUAAUUUAACCGAUACUUUAAGCUUCCUGUAUACAAAUUUAUCCGGACAAGUUGUUUCUCUGGUGUCAAAAAGCUUACAAAUGGAUAAUUUAAGUACUUCAUUGAAUAUCACUUUCCUAAACACCACAUUUUUGAAAACUCUUGUCCAAAAUCAAAUAACCAAUUGGAAUUAUAGCACGAUGCCUGUAACUGUGAUACCUAAUAUAACAGGUGUUACUGCUAAAAUAACAGUGGAAUUUAACUCAAAAAUAAUAUCUAACCUAAGCGAUGAUGAGCUCACAAUAAUUUUGAAUGACGGAUGGAGGAAAACAAAUGUGACAUCGGGAGUUAUACUAGUCGAUAUACAGUUCUAUGGUUUUAGAAAAAUCAGCACUCCUGGAGAAGAACUUGAUCUAGUAACCACCACAUCAUCAAUGCAAACGGAAGUUCACCCACCGAUUCGUGAAGUGAUUCUGCAAUUUGAAAUCACAGCCACACUCCGUCAUGAUAUAUUCUCAGCACCACUAAAAUUUAUGGAAUAUAUAAAUAAUCCAAUGAAAAAUUUAUACAAUACAAUGGGAAAUUCAUUUUGCACUAUAAUCAGUAAUAGCAUACGAGCAGGCUAUCCUCUGCUCGAAAACUAUGCACCACAUAUAUAUAAGGCACUGUCAGUGGAAGGGAAAAAUAUGAAUGCAACUAAGACACUAAUUUGGAAUUAUUUGCAUGAAAAGGAAAUUGAAUGUAUAUUUAUCAAAUUCAAAAUUAUUGACAAAAUAAUUAAAGAUAAUCGAAUCUCUGAUCAUUUAUCGAAAUGGAGAAUGAAAAAAGCUGUACAAGCUAGUGCUAUCAUAUCUAUCAGUGUGCCGGUUACAUUCAAUUUCAACGAAACCUUACUUACACUAAUCUUGAAUGCUGGUUACAAUAAUUUAAGUCAUAUUUAUAUAUUUACAAUUUUUAAUAUUGAAGCACAUGAAAUAAGUGUUACAGAUGAAAUAAUCCGAAGUAGUGAAGUUACAGCAAGCAACCGUUUCACUCCGAAAUCAUUUUAUGAUAUGAUCAAUAUAACACUAAGUAUAGAAUUCACAAUUCAUCUUGAUGAAAUCCCGCUGAACAUCCGCUGGACUGAUGACCUCUUCACAAAGUUGAAUCCUGCACUACAAAGCUUGGCUGCGUCAAUUUGUGAAUUGGUUUUGAAGAGUAUACGCUUGAGUAAUGCCGAAAUCUCCCAAGAGAUGAUUUGCGUACAGGUUAUCUUCCUUGAUGUUACAAGAAAGUUGCAGGUGGAACGAUCAAAUAGUAGCAUAGUUGAGUAUCAUACUGUUGUAGAAAAACUUCGACAAAAUGUAACUCUUCAACUUAGUUUACGAGAAGAUAUGGAGCCAAGUGAUGCUGAAAUAAAAAGCAUGCUGAUCCACGGUCUCAAAAGUCUGAAUAUCACUAGGGAAUUACGCAGGAAGAACAUAAAUGUGUACCGGACAAGUUCAAAACAUUUACCGGAUGAAAUGAAAACAAGUGAAUCAACAGAGAAAACAUCGAGCACGAUAACAAAUCAAAAGCCAACGAUAUUGGACGUGGAAUUCGUGAUCUACAUCGAGGAGCUGUCUACACCGAUGCGUUGGACAGACAACCUGACAGAUCCAACGACUUCUGAAUUCAGAGGCCUGUCGAUUUCAUCUUGUGACCUGCUGCUACGAAGCCUACAACUGGCUGACGAAGAGAUAUCUCGAGGUGCCACUUGUGUCAAUGUCGUCUUCAUUCGAAUCCUUAUCUGGAUUGGGUUGAGUGUUGGGAACACAAGCACGGGAAUUGAGCAUGUGUCAAUGGACGGUGUGCAAGCUAUUGUGACCGUCGAGCUACUCUCACGGAAGGCCUCAGAGCUGAGUGACAAUGAUUUCACAGAUCUUCUGAUCCAGGGUUUCAGCAGGCUGAAUAUUUCCAGUGGACCGAGUCUGAGAAACGUCACAUCAUAUCAUCCGUCGGCAAGAAUUUCAACUGUGCGGAGCACACCUGAGCAGAGUGAUGCCAGUAUCUCAAGACAAUUCACUACACCGUCAUCGACUGCCACAAGUUUGGGUAGGUUCACAUUUACCUAUUCACAUUGUGGAUUUACUUGUUGUGAUAUUUUAGUAUUUUUGUUGGAAUUUUAA